AUGGCAAUCUGGCCAUUCCGGCGGAAAAGCCGCAAAAGGCGCUCUCGCGCUGCCACGACAGAUUUCGAUGGGCACCGCGAUGCUACCCCGAUAGGCCAAGCUUCGGCAGGGGGACAGGCAAAGGCAGGGACGGAUCGAUCGGAACCUCAUAAGCUUCAGCGAAGAGCACGCACAUACAGCUUCUCCCCCGGGCGCCACGAUUCGAUAGUACUUGGGCGGAAGCCAAGCGUCGAAGGAAAACGGAGAGUGACGGGACCAGCAGCGACUUUCCAGGGACCCGCGAGCACUGACCUAGGUCGCAACGUUUUUUUCCGCGUGCCUACCCUGCACAACAAACGCGACGGCGAUGACCUACUACGAAAGAAAUCGAGCAAGAAAAGGCGGAGGGAAGAUCGUGCGCGGGAGGCCGAAAUCAAGGCCAUGAGCACAUUUGUACCUGUUCGAGCAGCAACCGAGGACUGGAUGGCGGGACGCCCCAUGAAGAAGGACAGCAAGAGAUUUAAGAAUGGCCUUGGAUUUAGGGGUCAAAGAUCCUCCGAAGUCUCCUUACCCGUACCUGGAUCCCUAGAUUCGGCCUUGUCAUCAGAUUCCGAACAGAUAUCGUACAAGGUUUCGGCACUUAAUGCCCUCGCUCCCCGACCGACCCUUCGAUAUGCCACGCAUCCUCGACAGGGCUCUACAAACGGCGAGGUUGGCGCAUCACCGCUCGCCAAGAAACCCUCCCAACGCCAGAAGACGCUUGUAGAGCCCAUACCAGAGGCGACACUGAAGGCUCAUAAACGUGUUGACGACCUCGCUAAUGAUCUUAGCGCGAGUGAUCUUCGCGAGUUGAUGGAACGGGAUCGACGACGGCGCGAAAGGAGACUGCAACGAGAACAGGAGAAUGCGCAGACAAGGCUUGCCAAACGGGUAGAAAAGCAGCGCGCCGACGAUGCUGAAGCGCAGGAAGAAGGCAGGGAGUCCCCUCCAAACCUGGAGAGAGGCGUUCUGGGCCGCGAAGCGGUGGGUUUGGGAAUCGACCCGGAGUCUGCGGUAGUAACGUCGUCAAGGAUUCGUGAAUCGGACGAGCUUUCACGGCCAGUGAGGAAGCGCUCAAGGGAAGAAUUCAACGAGGGAAAGGAAGAGGAACAUGUGCGACCACAUCCACUGAGAUCAUUCCAUCGCACGGAAAGCAUUCCAGUCGAAACUCCCACUUCUCCCCUCGGGUCACUGGCCAGUCCACAUUCGAGGAGUUCCUUCUUCAGCCCAAAUGGUCGAUCGUCUCGACAAGCCUCCUUAGCCAAAACGGAGCACUCGGAACAGAUGCGGAGAGGGUCAGAGACCAGCAGCUCCAGAGGACCAUUAUCAUGGGCAUCCAUCUUCAGGUGGGGAAACAGAAACAGACGAAGCUCUGGUGGGCCGUCUUCGUUUUCCAACACCUCCCGAGACUCAAUGCAAAACUCGAUGCAGACACCGCAACUACAGGUGCCAACGCCACCAAUCAAUUUUACCCCCCGACGAGUUAGCUUGGGGGUACCGAAGCACACCAAAUCGCGCUUCCGUGAAGAUCUUCCCGAGCUCCCGCUCUUACCCCCGGGAUCUAGGAUACACUUGAACGAGAACGAUUCGAUCCCUCCCACGAUCGCCGAGGCUUCCCCUAACCCAAACCAGGAUGUUGAUCCUCUAGGAGUAGCGAUAUCGGAUGGCGCUAGAGAUGAGACACCAACAUCAUCAGAACAGAGAUUUGUGGAUGCACUGCGUCAUACGCCCUCUUCCUUCGGCCACCCUGAUGAGCGUAAUAUGACCCCCGAACCGCAUACCAUGUCGCUUGCCUCCAUCGAUUCUGAGGCAUCAUGGCUUUCAGGACGCCUAUCGGCGAAGAGGCGAAAGUCCUCGAGUAUCAUGAGAUCGUCGACACCAUACAAGCAGCUUCCACGAACAUCAGAGCCGGAUGAUGAGAAUGAGGAGGAGCAUUUGCCCGAGCAUGAAAACCUAAACGAGGAAUCAAUUAUCGUGGAUGAUGAUUAUCUAUCCCGUGUUGCACGGGCUAGUGGUGAACGUCCUGGAUGGAACCGGCAGUCCAGCGGGGAGGCUCGCGCAUCAAGUGAUUGGGAGGAGGAACCUCAUUGGGGAUCUGUCAGGGAAGGGCAGCCCGUCGUCAUUCACGACCAUCCUGCCAACGUCCGAACGAAGAGCUUCGAAGGUUAUCUCAAUUCGUUGGGCGAUACACCCGAGGCAAGCCCCGGGCUCUCCGAAACAAUGGGGGAAGCGAAGGACGAGGAGAUUCGGCGGGCAACGAGCGUCAAUCUCGGGAAGGGACACGCACGACACAUCAGCGCUGGCAGUGCUCGGCUACUGUCCCUCUCUCCACGUAAUUCCACCGAUAAACGGAGGAGCCUACCACCGAGACCCCUGGAUGAUUCGGCAGCGCGAGUAGCUACAGUCGAGAAGCAGUGA
Messenger RNA from Sordaria macrospora k-hell, 2436 nucleotides. RefSeq lists its product as uncharacterized. The record is from RefSeq and is a predicted model, not a curated record. Lineage: Eukaryota; Fungi; Ascomycota; Sordariomycetes; Sordariales; Sordariaceae.